AUGUUCAAACGCUCUUUUCCUUCGAAGGAUCGGGUUGGCAAGGCCGUCAAACCCUCCAAGAAGACCUACCUCCGCCAGUGGGAAGCCCUCUCACCAGCCCCCAUAGUCACCUUGGUUGUGGGUCAUGAGAGGCGUCUUUUUGCGGCACACGAGGAUGUCCUGUCGCGUUCCCCCUUCUUCGAAGCUGCGCUGAAGGACCAGUUCCUGGAAGCCGGCACGAAGCAGGUGGACCUGCCUGACGAAGAACCAGAGAUACUGUCCUGUGUCCUCGAGUUCUUGUACAAGGGUGAUUACUUCCCCCGCUUGCUACUUGGCAAGCGCCACAACUCUUGGGAACUUGAGGGCGCCCAGGAUGUUUAUAAAACCGGUGGCCGUGGAUCCAGCGAGGCCAUAAUGUUUCAUUCCGGCGUGGGCGGUGAACUCCUCCGGGACACCGUCGUCUACUGCGCUGCCGAGAAGUACGGCUUGGAGGAACUCAAGUGCCUUUCUCUUCGGAAGCAAGGCCUUCAGAGUGGGAUCCCAGUCGACGUGAUCUUACAGUCUGCUCGGUAUGCGUACGACAACACGCCGGACACGGAAUCGCGGCUCCGCGCUCAUUACCUAGCUCUGAUCAUCAGAAGUCGUAAGACUUUUAAGAGGAGCGGAACCAUGCAGAUGGAGAUGGAGAUUGGUGGCAAAUUGUUCUUCGAUCUGUUCGUGGCUAUGAGCAACCAUAUCGAUGACCUCGUGGAGAUCAGCAAUGGCCGAUCACCUAAAGUCAUCUAA
Rasamsonia emersonii CBS 393.64 is the source of this 765-nucleotide messenger RNA. RefSeq lists its product as uncharacterized. Gene Ontology annotation, molecular function: protein binding. The coding region runs from base 1 to 765 and encodes 254 amino acids. The transcript has 5 exons. Lineage: Eukaryota; Fungi; Ascomycota; Eurotiomycetes; Eurotiales; Trichocomaceae. The record is from RefSeq and is a predicted model, not a curated record.